Molecule: messenger RNA, 255 nt
Organism: Entrophospora sp. SA101
Lineage: Eukaryota; Fungi; Glomeromycota; Glomeromycetes; Entrophosporales; Entrophosporaceae
Source: the annotation of a GenBank genome assembly
AUGCCUCAUGAUGAGGCAAAGUUAGAGUGUACUUUUGAUAUUAAUGCUGACGGUAUUCUAAAGGUGACAACUAAAGAUAAAGCAACUGGUCAUAAAGCAAAUAUUACUAUUUCAAAUUCUGCGGGUAGAUUAUCAACAACUGGAAUCAAACAUAUGAUUGCUGAAUCUAAGAAACUCAAAGAAGAAGAUAAACAAAGUCAAGUACGUGUUGAAGCUAAACAAGAACUUGAUAAUUAUGUUUACCAGUCAAUGUAA